AUGUCCACAGAAACACAGGGUAGUACGCAAGGUAAAGACGGUGUCGCUCACCACAAUGUUAAGAUCCCGAUCUGGGUGCUUUCACCACAGGAGGAGAAGAAAGCAAGGAAGAACUUGAAGACGUUCACGUACGAAAAGUGUGGUGAGUACGUCCAGGCAAUGGCUAAUUGUGCCAAGCAGCACGGGGUGAAGGUUUUCCCCAGCUGCAGCGCGGAGCGGGACAAGAUGAAGGAGUGUCUCAUGUUCUAUCAGCUGGACGAGAAGUAUCUCGAUGAACAAAGGAACUUGAUCGUGGUGAAGAAAAUCGAGAAGCUGGAGGAGAGGCUGAAACAGCAAAAAGCGCAACUCAAAUGA
Messenger RNA from Huiozyma naganishii CBS 8797, 354 nucleotides. RefSeq names its product Cmc1p (gene CMC1). The record is from RefSeq and is a predicted model, not a curated record. NCBI's taxonomy places the organism in Eukaryota, Fungi, Ascomycota, Saccharomycetes, Saccharomycetales, Saccharomycetaceae. The transcript has a single exon. The coding region runs from base 1 to 354 and encodes 117 amino acids.